Molecule: messenger RNA, 2231 nt
Organism: Chilo suppressalis (striped riceborer)
Lineage: Eukaryota; Metazoa; Arthropoda; Insecta; Lepidoptera; Crambidae
Source: the annotation of a GenBank genome assembly
GAUACUUACUUUACAUGGUGUAUGUAAAAGAAAACAAUCAGAGUAGCGGGUAACGCGGACACGCCUCCAUAAAUCGUCGAUCAGUCGUCGUCAAAAUCGCUACAACCGAGUUGGAUAUUGUAGCUACUUGACUUAUAUUUAAUUUAGUAUCAGUCAUCAGUCACAUCACAGUAGUUCCCAUCCGACAGCUGGCUAGGACGCACGCGCCAUGAGUGAAGAUAACCUAACAGCGAUGCUUUACAAGACGAAGGAUCUGAGGCUGGUACAAACACCAAUUCCAGAAAUAGCCGAAGAUGAGGUACUCCUGCGCAUGGACUGCGUGGGCAUCUGCGGGUCGGAUGUCCACUACUGGAAAAGCGGUUCCUGCGGGCCUUUCAUAGUCAAGGAACCCAUGAUCAUGGGCCACGAGGCUAGCGGAGUCGUUGCUAAGCUAGGUGCGAAAGUAAAGUCCCUGAAGGUGGGCGACCGCGUGGCGAUCGAGCCCGGCGUGCCGUGCCGCUACUGCGAGUUCUGUAAGACGGGCCGCUACCACCUGUGUCCCGACAUCGUGUUCUGCGCCACGCCGCCCUGCCACGGCAACCUGGUGCGCUACUACAAGCACGCCGCCGACUUCUGCUACAAAUUGCCGGACCACGUGACGAUGGAGGAAGGCGCACUCCUGGAGCCGCUGUCCGUGGCGGUGCACGCGUGCCGGCGGGCCGCGCUGGGCCCGGGGCAGUCCGUGCUGGUGCUGGGCGCCGGGCCCAUCGGCCUGCUGCUCAUGCUCACCGCGCGCGCCAUGGGAGCCAAUAAAAUUCUGAUCACAGAUAUCCUGGAGUCCCGGCUGGAGUUCGCGAAGAAGCUGGGCGCUGACGCGACGUUACUGGUGUCGAACGCUGACUGUGAAGCGGAACUGGUGGCGCGCGUACACGACCUGCUGGGCUGCCACCCCGACGUGUCGUUCGACGCCAGCGGGGCCAACGCGUCCGUCAGACUGGCGCUACUGGCCACCAAGUCGGGCGGCGUGGCGGUGCUGGUGGGCAUGGGCGGGCCGGAGCAGACGGUGCCGCUGGGCGCCGCACUCACGCGAGAGGUCGACGUGCGCGGCAUCUUCCGAUACGUCAACGAGUACCCCAUCGCGCUGAACAUGGUAGCCAACGGGCACAUCAACGUGAAACCUCUGGUGACGCACCACUUCGAUAUGGAGCAGACUGUGGAGGCCUACAACACCACGCUCAAGGGGCAAGGCAUCAAGGUCAUGAUCCACGUACAACCGAGGGACACCAACAACCCAGUCAAAUUCUAACUUUUAUGAAGUAUGCUGGAAGUCUUCUGCCCACUGGCGGGCAGAAGCGGAAAAAUCAUGGAUAGAUAAACACCCUGGUAAAAUUCUUGAGUAUAGACCAUAGACAAUGAAGCCUGCGCAGUAGCAAUUUUACAUACUAAAUGGUCUACCGCACAAGUUUAUUUGUCUGUGGUUAUGCUCAAAAAUUUUGUCAGUACCUUAUAGUUAUGAUAAUCACCUUCGUGUUUGAUGAUGUAAAUUACAAAUACUUAUAGGUACAACUUUAAGAAAGAACUAGAUAUUAUAAUUCAUUAGAUGUAGCGCAGAAUUCAUUAAUAAAAAUUUGAAGAAGUUUUAAUGAAACUAUUGAAACUGAUGUUGUAUUGUAAGUAGGUAAGGAGUACCACCGAUAAAUCUUUAAAGAAAUCACGCAAUAUCUUUAGUGUGUUAAAAUAAUUCAAAGAUCAAUCAAUUUCUGAGUAAAAUACUCAAAAUUAUGAUAUUAUGAUAAUAAAUAUGAAUUAGAAAAUGAUGUAAAAAUUUUGCCAUUGACUCAUUUCUUUGUCGCAAUCCGUAAAUGGAAUGCUCUGCCUGCUCCCUUGUAACCCCCAUCUUACAACCUCGGAUCCUUUAAAAGAGGCGUGAAGAAGCAACAUGCCGGCUGGCAGGGUGAGAAUGGCUGGUGUGGUAGGUAGAACUGCUGUAUCAGCUAUCUUCACGUCUGGACUUCACCGUCACUUAACAUUAGUGGGGUGGAGUCAUUUCUCGGACCUAUUUAUUAAAAAAAACUUAUAUAAUUAUGACUCCAAAUCUUAUAGAAAAAAUUACUAGGAAUUUUUAUCUUCAUUCAGUUUUAGAUAAGGCUGAUAAUGUAAAUAUUAAGUACAAAGUGGUGUACAAAAAUUAAAAUGUUUAUAAUUGAUUGCACCAAUUUUAUUUUCCUAAUAAAUAUAUAUUUGUUUCUUAA